UUUGUUCUUCAUCUACUUCCUUCCAUCUAUUUCAAUUUUACUUUUUUUUUCAAAUAAAAAUCAUUUCUUGCUUCAUUUCAGUAUCACAUUUGACCAACCCCCUUUGCUUUCUUCCCCCUUUCUGCAUUUUCAUGGCAUUCACCUAUUCCCUUCGAUCCUCCACCUUCUUCAAUCCAAAAACUGCUUUUUUGGAGGGUAGUUUAAAUCUCAAGUUUAAUUCACAUUUUGCAUCAAAGAUUAGUGUGAAGAAUGGUUCUUCACAACCAUUUUUGUCGAAAUGGAUUCCCCCCGGCGCAGUAUCUCCGGUGGCAUCCCCGUGUGGCUCUAGUUUCGAGGAUGAUUUAUCCGUGCUCGAGUCUCAGUGUAGACAAGUGGAGUUCAACCGCGUUGAGUAUCUUGUUCGGGUGUUGCAUGAAUCUGCUAGAAGCUUUUCCCUUGCAAUGCAGAGUCUUGAAGUGGCUGGAACCGGUCCACCGCUUGCAAUGGCGUGGAAUGGAGUGGAUGUGCACGCCUGGCAUAAACAUGUUGCUUAUCAGGCUGCAGCUUAUGCAUUGCUGAAAGCAGCUAUGGAAGUCGAACUGUUUCUCUCUCACAAUCGCUCCAACAAUUCCCCGGUGAAUGAGAUACUGUCUCUGAGUAUAGACUUACUUCAAGGGCGUAUAGAGAGUCAGUUAGACGCGAGGGAUCCAAAAUUGGUAAAAUGGUUCCGAGUGGUGGAACUGCCGCGCAUUGCUGGAUGCUUUAUGCCUUUGUUCAAGAAAUGGUCAGCAGAAUACGCGGGAAGUGGUAUUGCAGGAACGAUCAUGGCCAUCACGUGCUGUGCCACUGUUGGAAAGUUGGGUUCUGGCCGGAUUUCGUGCUCCUCGUUGUCAAACUCAAUCAACCAAACGCUGAUAGAGCUUAUGACCAUGGCAAGCGAUCUCGUGUCUCUUGAGAAACUGCACAGCUUGGCAACUGAGGCUGGAUUCGAGGAGGAUUUCCUGUCUCAUUUCGGAAGCAGAGUCCUCCCGAGUAAGAAUAGUGAAGACAUAGAAUUUUGGAUUGGAUUGGUUCAUAGAAAACUUUCUGCAGCACUCGAAAGAGAGAGUGUUAUCGAGGGCAGACACGGUCUUUCUAACAAGGUUGAAGAGAAAACUUUGGCUACUCUAGCACUAUUUUCGUAUCUAGGAAGAGAAUCUCGGUUGUUCUUGUCGAGGCACAACAUCGAGGAUACCGAUGAACAAGUUAAAGAUUUUAUAAGUUACUUAGAGUGCGGUGUCCUCGCUAUAUAUCCAGAAUUCUCGACACUGUCGGUCUAUCAGCUAUUGAUGGAGGUGAUCAUCGAUGAGAUUAGGUGGCUUGACUUAUUUGCUGCCUACGACUCCCAGUUUUUCCAAGAAGGGAGGAGAUCGAAGAGCCACCCGAUUCAGGCAGAAAAGGAAAUGAUCUUAUACACAGUUUUCACCAUAUGCUACGAUGUAAUCUCGGGGUUUGCUCACUACACCAGUUCAACGCAGCAAAACUUGGAUUCUCGUCUGUUGGAAUUCUUGCUUCAGAGUCAAGGCCUGCUAACAGCAUGUCUGGAGGACUACUGGGCUGCUUACGACGGAACUAGCGACCUGUUAAAGAUAGGCGAAAGAAAUGGAUCCGACUCUGCACCGUCUCUCCUUUUCAAGAGCACGAAGAAUCCAUCACUGAUAAUGGAUGCAUUGCAGACAGACAGAGAAAGGCACAAACAAGCAUCGCCACCGAAACAAGUUCCCGGUGAUCAAACUGAAACGUCGGUCGAUUGUGGUAUGACGAAGCCUAAUAAACAGAAUUUUCUCAGGAAGUCCGUGAUGAAGCUCGUGACUGCAAGCGUUGAUGUAUGGAUGGGCACUCAGCUGCUCUUCGUAGAUGUGUCAGAGGCUCUGAGAUUUGCAGUGAAGAAACUAUGCGGGCGUAAGGCCACUAAAAGAGAGAGGCGGAAGAUGAAUCAGACUCUUUCCGAUCUUGCCACUCUUAUCCCAGUAACAAUACUAAUGCUACUUCCCGUUUCUGCAGUGGGGCACGCGGCCAUGUUUGCUGCGAUCAAGAGAUACGUUCCUUGCUUGAUUCCGUCUCCUUACUCGGAUGAGCGGCUUGACUUGGUGAAGCAACUGAAGCGGACGAAGAGGAAAGUCCAGCGCGUUAAAGUUGACGAGACGAGCACUAAAGCGUGACGGAGACACACAGCACCACAUGGUAUAUCUUGUUUGCUUUUGUGAAAUGAAAAGCUAUCAUUUGUUGUAUAUAUAUACACAUAGGGCCAAUGUGAAAGUAUUUUGAGGCACAUUGAGGCUUUGUUUCUCCAAAAAAGUGUAUAGGGCUACUUGUAACCUCUCUCUUCCAUUCUACCAACUUGAAUACACAUUCUUCGGGUUCUGCUCUCUCCGAGCGUGCAAGCCGUUGCAGCA
This is a messenger RNA of Salvia splendens (bonfire salvia), 2414 nucleotides long. RefSeq lists its product as uncharacterized. The record is from RefSeq and is a predicted model, not a curated record. Gene Ontology annotation, biological process: intracellular monoatomic cation homeostasis. Gene Ontology annotation, cellular component: mitochondrial inner membrane. The transcript has 14 exons. Lineage: Eukaryota; Viridiplantae; Streptophyta; Magnoliopsida; Lamiales; Lamiaceae. The coding region runs from base 132 to 2180 and encodes 682 amino acids.